Exaiptasia diaphana is the source of this 1856-nucleotide messenger RNA. Its product is annotated as protein btn-1-like. The transcript has 4 exons. Lineage: Eukaryota; Metazoa; Cnidaria; Anthozoa; Actiniaria; Aiptasiidae. Gene Ontology annotation, cellular component: vacuole; membrane. The record is from RefSeq and is a predicted model, not a curated record. Gene Ontology annotation, biological process: regulation of intracellular pH. Bases 105 to 1394 code for a protein of 429 amino acids.
UACGGUUGAACUUCCAGUGUUGAAAAUCUUUGAUCUUUUCGACACUGAAAGAGCUCUGGAGCCAAAAAACUCUCUUUUAUUAAAAAGAUGUACCAAGUUUAGCGAUGGAAAACUCGAGAACGAGAUCCACACAAAACUUAUUGUUGCAAGACGACGAACUAGAGCAUCAACAUGCUGGUCAGGAGUCAGUUCAAAGCAGUCGAUUGGGCGAAUCGCCAAAAGUUAUAGCAAUAUUUUGUAGCUUUGGAUUCAUGGCAUGUUUUACGGCUGGAAUUAUUUUGACUUCUGCUGAAGAUAUCCUGGCAAAUAAUUCCACAGAGCAAACAGGUAUGGUCUGGGUCGUUUAUUCCAUUCCUUUCAUAGUAUUCACUGCUUUCAUCGCCUGGUCGUUCGACCGAGUGUCAACUGACAUCUUCAUUGUAGCUUUCUUCCCUUUAAUGGUGUUUGGUAUAGUUUUACUGGUACUUCCAAAGGUCACGUGGUUAAAGCUUGUUGGAGUCUUUUUGAUAGGCACGGUUGACUGUACCUCUGAGAUUGCAGCUCUAGCAUUAACUGCCUACUUCGAUAAGAUUGCAAUCAUGGCCUUUGGUAUUGGCAGUGGUUUUUCGUAUGUCUUGAGUCCAUUGUACUAUACUGCAAUGACAAGCUGGUUUCAAAUCCAUCCCAAGAUCGUCCUGAUGACACUUGCUCUACACCCAGUCGGGUUUCUUAGUGGGUAUGCUCUACUGGAGAAACGACGCGAUAAAUGCCGUUUCCAAAGCCUUCUUUCAACAAACAUCAAAACACUUGAGGCUACAGACUUCUUGCCGCUUAAAACCAAACUUCGCCAAACUUGUGUUCUUUUGCCAGCAAUCAUGGAAAUUUUUCUGAGCUUCCUGUUCAACGAUGUCGUGGUCAGCGGUAUUACGACAAGUAUCGUAUUUAAAAACUCUCCCUUUUCGCCAGCAGAUCAUUACAAAUACUACAUGCUAUCCUCUUUCGCCGGUCUGUGCCUUGGACGUGCGUACCUGGGUAUAGUGGAAUUAAUCAAACCUGGUUGGGCGGACAAGAUUCUUAUUCGACGCACGUGGUUACUGGUUGCCUUGGCAAUGUGCCACAUGAUAAUCUUGGUGCUGGCUUCCAUAUAUAGAUUUCUCCCGAAUGUGUGGGUCACAAUGAUUUUAGUGUUUUCUUUAGGGUUUUGGAGCGAAGCGGUGUUCACCAAUAUUACUGUGAUAUUAGGUGAACAAGAAGACUCUCGAGUGAGGGAAUUGUCUUUGGGAAUGUCAGUCUAUGGCAUAAGCCUUGGCAACCUGGUUGGCUCAGUCUUGGCCAAGUAUAUAGAAAAACCACUCGUUGCGCACUGCAUCAGCGCUUUGAAAAGCGUUAGGUUAUGUUUCACAAGGAACCUUUAGUGGACGCUGUAAACCUGUGAAACCAUUUAAAGCAACACUGCUGGAUGAUAACUCAUCAUUUAACUUCGUAUAAAACUAAGUGUGCAUUUGUAACAUCGCCUCGAGGAUAACGAUAGUUCAUUUUAAUCGCACUCCAAAAUUAAGAUAGCAGACAGCCACUGACCAAAAGGAACACGGGCUCUACAGUGAGAACAGUGGACUUCGAAAACCAUUCAUUCAAAGGACCAGUAUUACCCUAGAUGCUUUGCGAUGAUUUUUUUGUUUUGAAAAGGAAUGCUUGUUUCUGAUUGGUCGGUCCUGUGGUGAUAUUCUCGCUUGUAAAUUUUGCAUCUUGCUUCAUUGAAAGCUCAGAAAUACAAAAUGUGACGAAGCGCGCGGAGCAUCCAGUGUGAUACGAAACCUUUCAAGCACCAAAUACUUAUAAACGGCGAUUUUAAAAAAUAGAAAAUGUUUCUUUUUAUA